Cuscuta europaea is the source of this 2414-nucleotide messenger RNA. NCBI's taxonomy places the organism in Eukaryota, Viridiplantae, Streptophyta, Magnoliopsida, Solanales, Convolvulaceae. The record is from the annotation of a GenBank genome assembly.
CCGGGUCAAGUACUUACCCUACAGCAUCUUUGCACUCCCUUGGCUGGCAACCCUGCCGUGUCACGAUUUCGAUGGAGGCGCCGCCGCCGUGCUGCUCCUGACGACUUCGAUGAAGACGCCGCAACUGCUAUUGCUCCGGACGACUUCGAAGAAGACGAAGACCGCUGUGUGCCGCUCCAGGAUGAAGACGUUAUUCUCUCCAUUAACGCUCACACAUGACUUGCUGCUCCAGGUUUGCUGCUCUAGAGGGUGGUUUUCCUCUUAUGCUACCAUUCGUGCCUGAUUUUGCUGAGCUAUUUCUCUUUCGAAGGAGUCAAGUUUCGGCCCGGCCAACACAGUUCAAAGAGGUGAAAUAAUGACACUGCCACCAACAUAGUUUUAAAUUUUUACUAAUAGUUUGUUGGUUUUUAAUCUUUUAUGUUGUUUGUGUUUUCUCUUUGAGAUAUUUUUAUUGGACAUGAAUACACUUUUAUCAAAAGUUAAUAAAUACUUUGCUAAUGUUAGUACAUUCCAAUUUUUUGGCCCCCGAAAAGAUUUAAGAUGUCGUUGUUUAUGCGUGUAGUAUGUUUUACUUCAUAAUUUCGUACUUGCUACUGUAUGCUCAACUUACAAGUGUCGUGAAUAUGAAAGGAACAAAGGAGGAUGCUGACAUGUUGUGUGCAUCUUUUGCUAAUUUUCUAAACUCGGUGACAUUUUUGAUUUUGUAUUUUCCUUUUGGCCAACAUGAGGUUAUCUAAACAAGGGAAGAAGUAGUAUGCGGUUUAUAGUCUUUGUUGCUGUUGCCAUUCUUUACCUUAGCAAUCUUAGAAAUAAUAAUUUAAUAGACACAUUAUGUAUUGGAUUAACUAUGAAGUUCAGAGAGCCUUUGUCAGAAAGCAACAACCCCUCUUAUUUGAGAAACAACCACAAAACACACUCUGAUGCAUCAGAUGACUUUGAUCAUUCUGAUGAAUCCUUCUUUUCAGACGAUUUUCUAGGGCAUGCAUCUGAAACCGAUCGUCGACCCCCUUUAUCUAACCGGGAAGAAAUUAAGAAGUCAAAAGUGAAUCGAUCGAUUUGCCGCAAAUCAAGGUUUGUCAACUCAGACAACUAAUGGCCAACAGAAAAUCUUAACACACAACUCAAAAUCUACAGGAAAUCUCAGAAGAACAAACAACGUCACAGCAUGACGACCAGAUCCCAAUCCAGAGAUUUUCCUUGGGGCUAGUUUCUUUUGUCUUUUAUGUGUUUUUUUCCCCUUUCUGUAUUUUUUCUUUUAUUCUCUUUAUGCACUGUACUUUUUACAUUAUUUUUCAAUAAAAUCGUUUUCUUCAAAAAAAAAUCAUGUAUUGGAAUGGAGGAUGAACAACAUUAGGUCCAUAUGUAGAUAAGGUUAUGAUUAAUAUGCUUAGAACUGAUUUUUGACAUGGAAACUGGUAUUUUGCCAAAUAGUAUUCUCUCAUCUACAUCUCCUAUGUAAUUAUGAUUAUUAGCUUCUCAAGUUUAUCAUAUCUCUCCUUUAUACGUGACACACACACACAAACUAAUUCUUCAUUGAGCCUAUUUUCAUCACUCGCCAUUUCAAAAUUUGGGAGCAAGAAACAAAAUUUGAAGUGUGAAAUUACAGUUUGAAAAAGCAUCACAUUUUUCUGAUAUCCCAUAUCUAAUUGCAGGGACUGUAGAUUGAUUGGUACCGGACAGAAAUUUCAAGUCCUAAAUCAAAGAAUAGGCUUCAGUUAAUCAUUUAUUCAGUCAAUGAAGCCAGUUGAUGAAGGAAGAUUUGCCCCUUAAGAUGCCUCUUUUGCGGUUCUGCACUUUUGCCCUUUCGGCCUUCUCAACUUCUGGGAGUUAUAGAAAUAUGGAAGCAGCUAAAAACAUGCAGAGAAGAAACGCCAAGGAAAUAUGGAAGUAGCUAACAAAUAUGGCUUGUAUUUUAAGAUUGAAUCGUAUUCUUUGAUUAAAUUUUGUAAACUCCAUACUAUACAUGAUGGAGUAUAUGGGUCUGGACCCCAUGACCCACAUACUCGGAAGAACAGAAGGUACCACGACCAUCUGGUGGGACCCUCGUCGGCCAGAGGACCUUCAUCGACCAGAAAGAAGUCUACUCAGAAUACGGUCCAGGAGCCAGGAGAACCGGGUGACCUCGUCGGCCGGGUCUUUGUCGGCCAUGCCCUCGUCGGCCGUGCCCUCAUCGGCCACGAGCGGCCCCCAGAAUAGGAUCUUAUACUUAAUUAUUUCUACAUCUCUUGUACUCGGUCCAAUAGUGGCCCUAUUGUAAAUGGGCCUCCCAAGCCCAAGACUUGGGAGCCCAGCCCUAAUUUUUCCUAUAAAUACUCCCUUUGGGAGUAGUUGUAAGGGUUCACAAAAUUCAUUAAUACACACCAAAUAUAGAACUUCUCUCUCUAGCUUUCCCUUCUCUCUAAACUUAUAGUCUA